UUCAUUGUGAUUUUAUCAACAACACAUGUAUGAACCUUUAAAAGCCAACAUGUGUGUUGAUGUGUAGAAACGUCGUCUUCAUGUCCUCAGAGACUCUUCAUCAUCAUGUAUUCAUGUUCACCACAUUAACCACCGUUUAAUGUCCCUCUGGUGAUGUCCAUACAUGGGGCCCACAUGGGGGCCAAAGGGCAGCCGUUUAUGGAGCCCACAUAGACACACUGGCUGAGUUCCCAGAAAUCCCAGCAGCUCCUGAAGAGGACGUUAUUAACCCAUUGGUGUUCUCUGAAGAAAUGUUUAGUCAAACAAAUGCUCGUCAUCAUGCUGUCCAGGUGGCCCCGUCCCUCACUGCUCCUCCUCUUCCUCCUCAUCCAAUCAACUGUGUCCUCUCUGUCUGCUGACAACACCACAGAAGACCUCCAGGAGGUGACUCUGGCGGCCAUCUUGCCUCUGACGAACACGGAUUAUGCGUGGGCGUGGCCUCGCGUGGCGCCGGCGCUCCUCCAAGCGGUGCGCCGGGUGAACGCGGACCCCUGGCUGCUGCCGGGCCUGAAGCUCCAGCUGGUUCACGGCACCUCCGAGAACGGCGACGGCUUCUGCUCGGACUCCAUGGCGCCGCUGAUGGCCGUCGACCUCAAGCUGUCCCAUGACCCCUGGGCCUUCGUCGGCCCCGGCUGCGACUACUCCUCCUCGCCGGUCGCCCGCUUCACCACACACUGGGACGUUCCCAUGGUGACAGCCGGCGCCCGCGCCAUUGGCUUCGAGCACUACUCGGCGGUCACCAACACGGGCCCCACCCACCAGAAGUUGGGAGAGUUCGGCCUGAAGAUCCAGGACACCUUUGGCUGGCGGCAGCACGCCAUGCUCAUCUUCAGCGACAACAAGGACGCCAACGACGACCGGCCGUGCUACUUCGCCGUCGAGGGGCUCUACACGCUGUUCGGCAAACAAAACAUCACCAUCCGCGACCACGUCAUCGAGACCGACAACGUCAACUACAAGGCGGUCGUUCAGGAGAUCCGCGACAACGGCCGAGUGGUGUACCUGUGCUGCUCCUAUGACAUCCUCAGGACUCUGAUGGUCCAGUUCUGGAGGGACGGGGUGGAGUUGGAGGACUACGUCUUCUUCUUCAUUGAUCUUUUUGCUGAGGGUCUGGGGGGGCUGGGCCCCAUCAGGCCAUGGUACAAAGGAGACCAGGACGACUCUGCCGCCCGCCACGCCUUCAGGAGUGUGAAGGUGUUAACCUACCUGGAGCCUCAGAAUCCAGAAUACCUUCAGUUUGUUGAAACUCUGAAGAACGACGCAAAGGACCUCUUUAACUUCACCAUCCAAGACUCUCUGUAUAACCUGAUAGCUGCAGGUUUCCAUGAUGGAGUCAUGAUGUACUCCAAGGCUCUGAACGAGACACUGAGCGAGCAGAGACCAGGACCAGGACCAGGAGGAGUCCCGAGGCCCAGAGGAGACGUGGUGACCAGGAAGAUGUGGAACAGAACCUUCUCAGGAGUGACGGGUGUGGUGGAGAUGGACGAGUUUGGGGACAGACAGAUGGACUUUGCCGUGUGGGACACGACCGACGUUGAGUCCGGAGAGUUCCAGGUGGUGUGUGUGUACAACAGCAGUAUGAAACAGCUGAUCAUGCAGGGUGGGCGGAGCUUCCAGUGGCCAGGUGGCGCUCCACCUCCAGACGUCCCAAAGUGUGGCUUCAAAAACGACAAACCAGCCUGCCUCGCACGUACCGUGACGAUGCAGCAGAUGGUUGCCAUAGUGAUCUGCUUUGUCUUUGUCAUCAUUGUUACUGUGACGGUCUUCAUCUACAGGAAGUUGAAGCUGGAGAGCGAGCUGGCGGCUCAGCUGUGGAGAGUUUCCUGGGACGACGUCCAGAUGAGCAACCUGGACAAAGUCCUGAGGAGAGCCUGCAGCAGACUCACUAUGUCUCUGAAAGGAUCCACCUGCGGCUCUCUGAUGACCAUGGAGGGGAACUUCCAGAUCUACACCAAGACUGGAUACUACAAGGGAAACCUGGCAGCCAUCAAGUAUAUCAACAAGAAACGAAUCGAACUGACCAGGAAAGUUCUGUUUGAACUAAAACAUAUGCGAGAUGUUCAGAAUGAGCACCUGACUCGCUUCAUUGGCGCCUGCAUUGACGCGCCAAACAUGUGCAUCAUCACAGAGUAUUGUCCCAGGGGCAGCCUACAGGACCUGAUGGAGAGCGACAGCAUCACUCUGGACUGGAUGUUCAGAUACUCUCUCAUCAACGAUAUCGUCAAGGGCAUGUUGUUCCUCCACAACAGCGUCAUCGUCUCCCACGGCAACCUGAAGUCCUCUAACUGUGUGGUGGACAGUCGCUUCGUCCUGAAGAUCACUGAUUAUGGUCUGGAGAGUCUGAGGACCAGCAGCUGCCACGAGGACACGCACGCCCACUACGCACGUCAACUGUGGACGUCUCCGGAGCUGCUGAGGACAGAGUGUCCCCCCCCCUGUGGGACUCAGAAAGGAGACGUCUAUAGCUUCAGUAUCAUCCUGCAGGAGGUCGCUCUGCUGAGAGGAGUCUUCUACCUCGAUGCCCUCAACCUCACUCCUAAAGAGAUUGUCCAAGCGGUGGUUCAUGGCGAUGCCCCCCCCCUCCGUCCCUGGCUGUGCGUCCACAGUCACAGCGAGGAGCUCGGCGUCCUGAUGCAGCGCUGCUGGAGUGAAGAACCUGGAGACAGACCGGACUUCAACACCGUCAAGAUCCUGCUGAGGAAGCAGCACAGGGGUUAUGGGUCCAACAUCUUGGACAACCUGUUGUCCCGUAUGGAGCAGUACGCCAACAACCUGGAGGAGCUGGUGGAGGAGAGAACGCAGGCGUACCACGAGGAGAAACGCAAGGCCGAAGUACUACUGUACCAGAUACUACCACAUUCCGUAGCAGAACAGUUGAAACGAGGUGAGACGGUUCAGGCCGAAGCUUUCGACUCCGUCACCAUUUACUUCAGUGACAUCAUCGGCUUCACCUCCCUGUCUGCUGAGAGCACGCCACUGCAGGUCGUGACCUUGUUGAACGAUCUCUACACCUGCUUUGACGCCAUCAUCGACAACUUUGAUGUUUACAAGGUGGAGACCAUCGGCGACGCCUACAUGGUGGUGUCCGGUCUGCCGGUGAGGAACGGGAAGAUCCACGGGCGGGAGGUUGCCCGGAUGUCCCUUGCCCUGCAGGACGCCGUCACAAGCUUCAGGAUCCGACACCGAGCCAAUCAGCAGCUCCAGCUACGCAUCGGCAUACACAGCGGUCCGGUGUGUGCAGGUGUGGUCGGGCUGAAGAUGCCCAGGUACUGUUUGUUUGGAGACACCGUCAACACAGCGUCACGCAUGGAGUCCAACGGAGAGGCUCAGAGGAUUCAUGUGUCGGAGGCGACCCGUGAGGUUCUGCAGGAGUUCGGCUGCUUCCAGCUGCAGCUCAGAGGAGAGAUUGAGAUGAAGGGAAAAGGACGCAUGAGGACAUACUGGCUGAUGGGAGAGGACAACAACGACUGACGGAGGAGAGGACAACACCGACUGACGGAGUAGAUUCACGACACCGACUGACGGAGGACAGGACGACAACAGACGGAGGAGAGGACGAUACUGACUGAUGGAGGAGAGGACAACGACUGACAUAGGAGAGGACAACACCGACUGACGGAGGACAGGACGACAACUGACGGAGGAGAGGACGACAACUGACAGAGGACAGGACGACAACUUACGGAGGAGAGGACGACACCUACUGACGGAGGAGAGGACGAUACCGACUGACGGAGGACAGGACGACAACUGACGGAGGACAGGACGACAACUGACGGAGGAGAGGAUGACAUCGACUGACGGAGGAGAGGACGACGACUGACGGAGGACAAGACGGAGUGAUGUCCUACAGGACAGACUGACAGACGUCACAAACAACCAGCUGGUAUUAAAGCCCUCCUCCUCCUCUCUUAUUGGACGUUGACCUCUGACAUCAUUUUAAAUGAGGGAUCAGGAUUUGAGGAUUUAAACAGAUGAAUGUUUCACUGUAAUAAUAAAUCAGUUGAAGUUAAUUGUGUAAAUACAAAAAUCAACUGUGUGUGCUUUAUUCUCUCUGUUUUAUUGUCAUUAUUAAAGUAACAUUUGAUUUUAUUUUGUAAUAAUUUCUGGACAGAACUUCUCCAUUCAAACCAAAGAAUACAUCUUUUUAUUAUUGAUUAUUGGGAACUUUAUUCUUCUUAUAUGUUGUGUUUUAUGUUUGUCUGUAGACAUAUUUUUGUAUGUUUAGCUGGAAACUGACUAGAAAUAAUUAAAAAUGUGUUAAUUGUAAAUGUAAAAAUUGAUAUUAGUUCCUAUUAAUAAUUUCCAGGAAACUUCUUGGAAAUAAUUUGUAAAUUUAAGGACCUGUAAAAUAAAGUGGAUAUUAAAACUACAAUACC
This is a messenger RNA of Sebastes umbrosus (honeycomb rockfish), 4418 nucleotides long. RefSeq names its product atrial natriuretic peptide receptor 1-like. Gene Ontology annotation, biological process: cGMP biosynthetic process; protein phosphorylation; intracellular signal transduction. The transcript is spliced from 22 exons. Gene Ontology annotation, molecular function: peptide receptor activity; protein kinase activity; ATP binding. The coding region runs from base 307 to 3510 and encodes 1067 amino acids. The record is from RefSeq and is a predicted model, not a curated record. Lineage: Eukaryota; Metazoa; Chordata; Actinopteri; Perciformes; Sebastidae. Gene Ontology annotation, cellular component: membrane.